Messenger RNA from Silurus meridionalis, 2000 nucleotides. It is a transcript of the gene gsg1l, whose product is annotated as gsg1-like. NCBI's taxonomy places the organism in Eukaryota, Metazoa, Chordata, Actinopteri, Siluriformes, Siluridae. Gene Ontology annotation, cellular component: plasma membrane. Bases 407 to 1333 code for a protein of 308 amino acids. The record is from RefSeq and is a predicted model, not a curated record. The transcript is spliced from 5 exons.
AGACAUAGAGAAAAAGAAAGACAGAAAAAAGAGAAAGAAAAAACAGUGACUGAAAGGGAGGGAGAGAAAGGAAGGAAGAAAGAUAGGGGUAAAUGACGAGAGAGAGGAGGGGGAGAGAGAAAGAAAGAGAAAGAGCGCACGGUUUGAUCAAGUCCUGCGCGCGCUCUAGCCGAGCUCGCAUCUCCACACGCGCGCGCGCGCUCCUCGUGCCCUUGAGACGCGCACCGUUAAACGGGUCCCUGGAUGAGCUCGAGCUCCAGGUCUCUCUCUCUCUCUCUCUCUCUCUCUCUCUCUCUUUCUUUCUCGCGCGCUUGCGCUCCCUCCCCAGUCCGUCUCCGGUGUCCGUCUCCGGUGUCCGCCGCCCGCGCGCGCAUGAGACCCGCGCGCGCCUAACCUCUCGCGCGCCAUGAAGACAAGCCGCCGAUGUCGCGCGCUGCUCUCCGUGGGCUUAAACCUGCUCGCGCUGCUGCUCUCGAGCACGGCGUUCGCCACGGCGUACUGGUGCCAGGGCACGCAGCGGGUCCCGAAACCGAGCUGCAGCAAGGAGCGGCGCCACCACUGCAUCGACUACGGAGCAAACGACACCGACCCGACCAAAGUGCACUACAGCUGGGAGACCGGCGACGACCGCUUCCUGUUCCGCCGCUUCCACGCGGGCAUCUGGUACUCAUGCGAGGAGAACAUCCACGGCGCAGGUGAGAAAUGCAGGAGCUUCAUUGAUCUGGCUCCGGCGUCAGAGCGAGGUGUCCUUUGGCUGUCAGUGGUCUCCGAGGUGUUAUACAUCAUGCUGCUGGUGGUUGGCUUCAGUCUAAUGUGCUUGGAGCUUUUUCACUCCAGCAACGUGAUCGAUGGCUUGAAGCUCAACGCCUUCGCCGCCGUCUUCACGGUGCUGUCAGGACUUUUGGGAAUGGUUGCUCACAUGAUGUACACCCAGGUGUUCCAGAUCACAGUCAGUCUGGGGCCCGAAGACUGGAGACCGCACACCUGGGACUACGGCUGGUCCUUCUGCAUGGCAUGGGGAUCCUUCACGUGUUGCAUGGCUGCCUCGGUCACCACGCUCAACUCCUACACAAAGACGGUCAUCGAGUUCCGGCACAAGCGCAAGCUCUUUGAGCAGGGUCUCCGCGAGGAACAGGCAUUCCUCGACCAAGAGGCCUUCCAUUACUUUCAGGAUCGCACCGUACAGUCCGUCUCCAGCUCACUGGACCUGUUUCCAGGCCACGGUGGUGCCCACGGUCCCGCCUACAGCAGUGGGCGUGGGAAGAUGCGUUCCCAGGCAGCCUCCGUAGACAUGGCAGACAACGCAGAUUCUCUCGGAGAGGAGCAAUGCUAAGGAUGGCUAGCAUUGAAGACAUUUUUUAUGUCUUGAGUCGUGGGUAAAAGACAACUUGAGAACUGCAGAACUCUCCAGUCAUGAUGGAACUAUUUUCUGGGUAUAAAGCAAUGAGUUUAUAUUUGAUGACAGCUAAAAUAUUUUCUGCCUAUGUAAAAAAGAAAUGAAAAUGAUGCUAAAAUUGCGAUGGUUGUUUCAUUGCGAAUUGUGUAAAGUACAUGACAGCUUAUGAACUGUGAAAAGCCUUGAAAGGUGCACUAACACUGCCACACAAAACAACAACCCGUUGGGUGUCGACAGGGUGUAUACGGGUUAGUAAUAUAAUCAGUGACAUUUUAGUGAUUUCUUUAUAUGCAUAUAACUGGCAAAGGUCGCUCCAAGGACGCAGUUUUUUUUGUGCGGCAAAAGAAAAAAGUCUUGAGGUUCCCUGCAGACACCAUCGCUAGACACAAAUGUGAAGAAGAAUGCUUUUAUAGGCACUGCCUUAUAUAGAAGUCUCGCAUUAUUUAUAUUACUAUUGUGUACACAAUACGGACAAAGGUUUUAGGACAUUUGACCAUAAGAUUAGUAUGUGCUUCCUUUCGAACAUCCCAUUUGACAUUUACAUAUAAUAACCUUCAUUCUCCUGGAAAGAUGUUCCACUUGAUUUUGUGGAGAUUUGUGCUCC